GAAGCAGCAGCUCAUUGUGCCCACGCUCUCACUUGCAACUGCAGCUGUGUGUGCGGUUUAAACUUGAACCCGCGCUCGUCUGAUCACGUUCGCUGGUUGGCUUUUCUGCCUUUCUGGACAACUACAGAUUUUUAUUGAUCCAUUUAUUAAAAUCCAUCAGACCGUGAUUAUUUUGCCUGCGAUGUGAACGCUGUUGUUUUUCGUCAUAUCGUUCCAAGAUAAACCAGAUCGAAAUUUCUCCUUACGCUCUGGAACGUGCGAAAGCGAUCUUGAACGUGGGCCGUUUUAUUGGAAAUUCAUUGCCGUAUUCUUUAAACAGGAAUUUGGUGGAGUUGCUGCUUGUUUUAUGAUUUAUCCAUCGGCAUAAAUUUCUGUAUCGCAACUAAUAAUUUAUAAAUGCGAGUCAUCGACAGACCCGAUUAGGACACUUCGGCGUGGUUUUGACGCUCUUUAAUCUUGCAAUCAGUUAUGUAAUCUCCGUAUGCAUUGACCGGUCUUUUCGCGUGAUCAUCACAGCUGAUAAGCAUGACGUAAUCCCGGACAAACAAUCGAUAUCAGUCAUAUUAUCAGAUGCUCCGCAGCGACGUUGCAUUCCUUGCCAGUGAUCUUUCCAUUCCGUCAAAAUGGUCUCCCGCGCAUCCUGCAGUAUCUCCUGGAACUACGUGAUCAAAAUCCUAUUGGCCACCGGUGUCUUCUUCCUGUUCAUCUUUAUCAUGCACGGCUACGGCGGGGAAUCCGCGCCCGGUGCCGCCGCGCGGUUGUGUGCCAGCGCCGACGCCCGGCAGCGCUGUCGUUUCCAUGAUCCCGCCGCGCAGAAGACGGCGUUCCCCAGUCACAUGUUUGACCGGCUGGAGCGGCGGGUGGAGGGACGGUUGCGUGCGCAGUGCGGGAGUGGAUCGUGGAAUCAGACGGCACGGGUGUUGGCGCAUGAUUACGGCAACUCGCGGGGAUUGGGGAAUUAUAUGUUUAUGCUGGCGUCCACCAUGGGACUGGCGGCCUCCAGCGGACGGACACCGAUUCUGGACGACGUGGGCGACCGGCUGAAGAUGUUCAAGAACUUCUUUCCCCGCCGCACCACCCAGGACCGCAAGGCCGCCGCGUACGUCACCAACAUGCCACUGUGCGGUUUCUACGACCCCGGGCUCUCCCCCCGCCUGGCCGCCAACACCACGCCCUCCCUCCUCCUCAGCGGCUACCUACAAUCCUACAAAUUCUUCCUCCCGAUCCGCGACACCAUCCGCUGCCACUUCACCUUCACCCCCUCCACCUACACGACCGCCGUCGCCGCGCUCAAAGCCCACCUGCAGCCCUUCCCCGUGGCGCUGUUAAAUUCCCACCGCUUGAUCGGCAUGCAUGUGCGCCGCGGGGAUAUCGUCCCCGGGACGGCGUCCCAUAAACAAGGCCACACCCCGGCCUCCGACCAGUAUCUCGUGGACAGCUACGACGCCCUGAAAGCGCAGUACCAAUCCCGGACGAUUUUCAUCGUGUUGAGCAAUGAUGUGCGGUAUUGUCAGCGGUUGUUCGACGGGAAGGGGAAUAUCGUGUACAUGGAGGGGAAUUCGGCGGAGGUGGAUUUGGCGGUGCUGACGCUGAUGGACGAUAUUGUGCUGACGGUGGGGACGUACGGGUGGUGGGGAGCGUACCUGAGUGAUGCCGCCACGGUGCGCUAUUAUGAUCUGUGGCCGCGGCCCGGCUCAGCGAUUGCCGCGGAGUACAACCACACGGAUUUCUUCCCGCCGCACUGGACGGCUGCUCAUUGAUGACUGAUCAGUAUACUAAAUUUUUUUAUUUUUUUAUAAUAAUUUGUGUUUUAUUGAAGUGGCGGAAACGCCGCACCUUGCUGAUUGCGAAUUUGUGACGAUACUGAUGAUCCAUGGGACCACGGUGUGCCAAAGAAGAUGAUAAACAAAAAGAUUGA
This is a messenger RNA of Paramacrobiotus metropolitanus, 1918 nucleotides long. Its product is annotated as galactoside alpha-(1,2)-fucosyltransferase 1-like. Gene Ontology annotation, molecular function: galactoside 2-alpha-L-fucosyltransferase activity. Gene Ontology annotation, cellular component: membrane. The coding region runs from base 624 to 1760 and encodes 378 amino acids. Gene Ontology annotation, biological process: carbohydrate metabolic process. NCBI's taxonomy places the organism in Eukaryota, Metazoa, Tardigrada, Eutardigrada, Parachela, Macrobiotidae. The record is from RefSeq and is a predicted model, not a curated record. The transcript has 2 exons.